Messenger RNA from Orussus abietinus, 1601 nucleotides. Its product is annotated as glyoxalase domain-containing protein 4. The transcript is spliced from 6 exons. Bases 401 to 1267 code for a protein of 288 amino acids. NCBI's taxonomy places the organism in Eukaryota, Metazoa, Arthropoda, Insecta, Hymenoptera, Orussidae. The record is from RefSeq and is a predicted model, not a curated record.
UUAAAUAAGGUAAGUGAAGGGUAAAGUCAAAGAGGGCGUCACGAGUGUUCUUCCCUUACCAUCAAAAGUGAUCAAAAGCGAACAGUGUCUCUGGAUAGAGAGGUAUCCUCUCUCCAACUGAUCGUUCCGUUUCGUAAAACAGCAGCGCCAUUCCACCAGGUGAAUGGUAUUCACUUACUUCGAAACGUCGUCUCGUGUUUUCUUAUCCAGCUUGACUACUUCUCGGAAGUAUAGUCGCGAGUAUUUGAUCGAGCCUAAUUAAUCGAUAGGAAACAACAGGAAACUAGGAAUCACUUGGGAAUUACGAGGUUCGAUAGAACCUUGGGGAAGAGUUUCCUUUAAUUCAAAGAAGUGCUGAAGUCAAUUUAUUCGUUGAAGUAAUUUCAAAAUAAAAAUUGUAAUGGUUGCUGGACGUGCAUUACAUUUUGUAUUCAAAAUCGGUGACCGAAAAUUGACGGCCAAGUUUUAUCGCGAAGUUCUUGGAAUGAAGGUAUUAAGGCACGAGGAGUUCGCAGAUGGUUGUGAAGCAGCUUGCAAUGGUCCAUAUCGGAACCGUUGGAGCAAGACUAUGAUUGGUUAUGGCCCAGAAGAUACACAUUUUGUUAUCGAGUUAACGUACAAUUAUGGCAUCAGCUCGUAUGUACCUGGAAAUGAUUUUCGUGGUAUUACUAUCCGUUCGAAAGAGGUACUCGAGAGAGCUCGCUCUGGUGGCUGUUCCGUUAACAAAGAAAAUGGAAAGUAUGCCUUAGAAGCACCGGGUGGUUAUAAAUAUUACAUUAUCGAUGAACCUCAGCCAAAGGAUAAAGAUCCCGUGGAAAAGAUAACACUCUCUAGCUCUAAUUUACAACGUAGUAUCGCAUAUUGGAAAGACACAUUAGGAAUGAAGGUAUACAGUGAACAAAAUAAAUCGGUGCUUCUUGGUUAUGGUGAUAAUCAAGUAAAACUCGAAUUGGAAGACAUAGGCACUGAAGUGAAACACGAAACAGCUUAUGGGCGAAUAGCCUUUGCAGUUCCAUUUUCAGAACAACCUCUGAUUCAAAAACAAAUCAAAGAAAGUGGAAAUGAAAUUUUGACAGAUUUAAUAUCUCUUGACACUCCUGGAAAAGCAACCGUGCGAGUUAUCAUUCUUACCGAUCCUGAUGGGCAUGAAAUCUGUUUCGUCGACGAAGAAGGGUUUAGACAACUAUCCGUUCCAGAUUAUCCUAGCGAGGCAAUAUUAGAUAGAUUUAUUAAAAAACAAGAGAACAAAGAAAAUUCUACCGCGUGAAAAUGAAAGAAUGGAAAAAAAUGAAAAGAUUCAUCGUUGAUCGUUGAAUCUUCUUAAUUUGGUAUUAAAAAAAUGAUAUUCAUGAAAUUAUAUUUGGUGAAGUCCAAAUCACAUCGUGAUACUGAUUGUUUUUUACAUCGAUAUCUACAAUUAUUAGUUAUUAUUUAAGAGAGUAUUUUGAGGAGAUAACGUAAAUAUCGGCCAAGUGGUUAACAUGGUGUAAAGAAGAAAUAGGACUGGUAAUACGGGAUUGGUAAUAGAGGGUAGUAUUAAAUGGAUUUUAUUGGCAGCUUAUUUUGUUAGAAAUGUUGAAAAUAAAUAGGAGAAAAAAAAA